AUGUGGCUAAAGAUACUUUACAAAUCAAGAUUAAAGAAUCAAACGUUUCCGUUGGAGAUCGUCCACCUCUGCAGAGUGCAGCUGCAGUACACUGACCUCGUGCGUACGAGUGAGACGGAGAAUGGGCGCGCGGCGCCGGACCUGACGGCGUCGCCGGGUCGCGCGCCGGGCGGCCCGCCGCAGCCGCCGCGCGCCAACCACGCGCCGCCCUGCGUGCUGCAGCCAGACUUCCGGAAGGUAUCGGGUGUCAGCAAUGAAAUAUUUAGGCAGAUUGAGAUGGUUGAGAAUGACCACGACGCCACCACGGCCGCUGCACUUGAGGCGGUGGAGCGGCGCGGUGAGAUGAUCGUGCGCAUUCUCGAGAUCCGGCAGGUCGGACGAAACAACAUCGAGGCCGCCAAGAAAUUCUUCGCGCUACAGGAUGCUCGACACAUAGUACAGCUGGUGGAAAUUGUGAAGCGGCCCGGACAGACUCUCGGCCUAUACAUCCGAGAGGGGGAUGGGGGGGCACGGACAGAUGGCGUCUUCAUCUCCCGGAUAGCCCUGGAGUCGGCGGUCUACAACAGCGGCUGUCUGAAGGUCGGAGACGAGAUCCUGGCGGUGAACCUGGUGGAUGUGAGGCGGAUGUCGCUGGAUGACGUGGUGAUCAUCAUGUCGAUACCAAGACGGUUGUUGCUGUGCACGAGGCAGAGGAAAGGUAAAUCCGGUCCCGGUUCACCGUCGUUGCCUCGUUCGGAGCACAAGCCGCCGCCAGUCGUGGUGCUCAAACGGGACUGCAGGGAGGACGACGACAGGGACAGAGAUAGAGUCGACGGGUUGUAUUCACAACACGGCACUCUCCGCGGCAACAGCGUGCGGCCGGGCGGCGACGGGCGGGAGGAGCGCAGCCGGCUGCAGCUGGGCACGCUGUCCCCGGACUCCACGCCCAUGGACCUCUACUACAACUCCCGCCCGCCCUCCGACCACUCCACCUGGAGCUACCGGCCGCCCCCGCCUGUGAUCACGGAGCAGCCGAAGUCGGCGGCGGCACACUUCGUCCCCUACGAGCGCUCUUACCCCAACACUCUGGAGAGUCUCGCGGAGAAGGUGCACUCCUUCUACCCGUCUGAGAGUACGAGCAUGCGAUUUGGCGGUCCCAGAGUCCCACGUUCAGGGUCUGAGCAACAGUUGCCGCGAGCCGAGACGCACUCUGACUUCGGUAGGCAUUCGCUCUUGAGAUCCAGCUUGAAGGCUUCCGCUGCUGCUAGUCAUGGAGGAGCGUCAUUAUCAAGAUACAAUCAAAGAUACGGUGGCGUGGGUAUGCCAGGCACAGGGCUACCUAGCAGUAGUCUGACCACUAGCGGUCUAUCUGGUGCCGGUCUGGGCGGUCCGGGGCUACCUUCUGGGUUAUCUACUACGGGUCUAAGCGGUUUAACGGGUUCGAGCUUGGUGGGAUCAGGACUAACCCCGGGAUUGGGCACUGGACUAUCUGGCACGGGUCUGGGCUCAACCCUGGGAUCGGGAUACGGAACCACAGGUCUAGGGUUGCCAUCGUACAGCAGCAAAUUCGGCACGUCAAGACGGAAUCGAAGCUUGGACUACUCAUCGGACACCGAAGCCACUGCGCCCACCAGAACCCCAUACUACUCAGGGCUGAGUGGCUACAGGAGUAGCACUUUGGGACGUGACAUUGGCUCCAAGUUCAACUCACUGCCGAGAGAUGUCAGGAAUACUGGACAAAGAUUAGGACUGUCGAGGCGAGCUGGAAGUGUUCUGCAGGAUGAACCUGAACCGCUGUCAUCGCGGCUAGAUCUACGUUCUUCUAGAGGUCGUCUACCAUCAUCGCCAUCAGUGUUCACAUCGGACGAGUACCGCGCGUGGCUGUCGCGGGCGCCGUCGACUAGCGCCCUCUACGAGACACUACGACCGCGCCUGCCCACGCAUUACUCCGCCGAAAACAUACACGACGCUCUCAAAAAUAUGGAAAGUGGCAGCCGCUUCGGUUCGUCUCUCGGUCUGGCUCGUCGCAUCGAGCGUCCGCGCCAUUUGCCAGCACGGUCGCUGUCGUCGCAGCAGUUGUCGAGCUCGCCGUCCGCCCGCCGCGUGCGACAGCUGCUCGAGCUGGGCUCCAAGUUCAACUGCCCCAGCCCCGUACCCACACCGGGCUCGCGACACCAGAGAAACGUCGAGAUUAACACUAAUGAGUUCCUAAAAUACAAGGUGGACAGCAAACCUGGCUCCGGAGGGCUGUCAUCGUCCAUGACAGGCUUGUCGCGCAUAUCGGGCGGGGUGUCGGGCAUGCUGUGGGUGCACCUGCUAGCGGGGCGGGGGCUGCGGCCGGCGCCGUCGGGCUCGUCACCCGGGUCGCCACCGUCGGGCCCUCUGGCACCUCCGCAGCCGCCUGUCGCCCCGCGGGACUUGUACUGCGUGCUGGAGUGCGACAGAGUGCAUAAAGCUAGGACUGUGGUGCGAACGGGCGAGCUCCAAUUCGACUGGGACGAGUCGUUCGAGCUGGAGCUGGUGGAGAACCGUCAGCUGGACGUGCUGGUGUACUCGUGGGACCCGCAGCACCGACACAAGCUGUGCUACCGCGGCGCCGUCACCCUACCCGACCUGCUGGCUCGCUCCGCGUCACACCAGCUUGCGAUACGGAUGGAGCCUCGCGGCACACUCUACGUGCGCGUCCGACACACGGAGCCGCAUGAGCUGUUCCGACGCCGGCCCGCCAUGUCUCGCAUGGCGCCCGCACCGCUCUUCGGGGCGGAGCUAGACGCAGUGUUGGCGCGCGAAGUGCGUCCCGCGCACGCACCGCCCGUACCGCUGAUAGUGCGACGCUGUGUGGAGGAGAUCGAACGACGGGGAUUGGACAUUAUAGGUCUAUACCGGUUAUGCGGUUCAGCGAACAAGAAGAGAAUAUUGCGAGAGGCGUUUGAGCGAAACGCGCGAGGAGUAGAGUUAACUCCAGACUCUGUUCCGGACAUAAAUGUCAUCACUGGCGUCCUGAAAGACUAUCUGAGGGAGUUGCCGCAGCCGUUGUUCAGCCGCUGUCUAUUCCAGAUGACGCUCGAUGCUUUGGGCGUCUGCCUACCCGACGACAAGGAAGGCAACGCUCGCCUGAUGGCGUCGAUAGUGGAAUGUCUGCCGCGCCCCGCUCGGGCCACACUGGUCUUCCUCCUAGACCACCUAGCGUUGGUGGUAGCAGCACAGGACCGCAAUAAGAUGUCGCCGCAGCAUCUAGCAGUGGCCAUGGCCCCUCCGCUCAUGCUGCACUCGCAGUCGCCAACUGAUUUAGACUAUCAGCGUCCGAUCCAUGUGCUGCAAUGCCUGCUCCAGAUCUGGCCGCCGCCGAAACGUUCAGUUCGGCGCGGCGAGCCAGCACCCGGGCCGCGUGGAAACAGAGCCAGUGCGUCGCCAGUGGUCUCAGCCACCCUCCCCCAAGGCCGAGUUCCGCCCUCAGUCAGUCCAUAUCGGCCUCCAGUGGCAGCAUCAGCAGCAUCUCCGCCGCCAGCUCUCUCGGCUCGGCACGGAGCCGACCGCUCGCCGCCCGCACAUGUUCUCUCAUCAGUCAGGGGCGGCCCAUAUCGUCCGCAGUCGCCGCGCGGCCAGCUGCCCGCGGCGGCAGCGGCGGCGGCGGCGGCGGCGCGCUCGCGGCAGGCGACCUCGCCCGCCUCACCCAGUAGCAGCAGCGGCAGCCACAGCCCCGCCGACACCAUCAAGCACGGUGGCUCCGUCUCCUCCAUCCUGCGCCAGCCCGAGCGCGCCUCGCCCCGCGCCUCCCCGCGCUCCUCGCCGCGCGCCUCGCCCCGCGACUCGCCGCGCACGCCCCGCGACCCGCCGCGCGACUCGCCGCGCGACCUGCCGCGCGACUCCCCGCGCGACGGCGCCCGCGACUCGCCGCGCGGCAUCCCGGGCACGUCCGCCGGGCUGGCGGUGACGCUCAACAACAUCACCAACGGCGGGCUGAGCCCCCGCUACAGCUCCACCAACCCGUUCCUGCAGCAGUACGACGCCGAGGCCGAGGCGGAGGCCUGGCGCGCCGCCGACAUCUUCUCGUCACCGCACGCGUAGGCCGGGGCGGACGUUGAGAUUUUCUAGUCAAUUUUUUUGGGGUCGACGACUCCGCUGUAUAUUAUGUUGUUCGUCGGGCGCGCUGCGCGCUUCGUUUGUUAUAUAUAGA
Molecule: messenger RNA, 4156 nt
Organism: Aricia agestis (brown argus)
Lineage: Eukaryota; Metazoa; Arthropoda; Insecta; Lepidoptera; Lycaenidae
Gene: RhoGAP100F
Product: rho GTPase-activating protein 100F-like
Exons: 23
Coding region: 1-4047 (1348 amino acids)
Biological process (GO): signal transduction
Molecular function (GO): protein binding
Source: RefSeq, a predicted model, not a curated record